UUUAGUAUUACUAUUGAUAUUUCCGGUUGGAAUGUGACUUUCACAGAAAUUUUGACAACAUAGUGUGAUUUCAUGGGAACAGUCCACGCAAAAGCCCCUGAAACUACCAUGGAAUCACACAGACCAGAGUUUGAGGGACCAUCAAAUGACACAGAUCCAAAUUUUAAGUUUGACAUCAGAACAGUGCCAGUAAAGGUUGACAGAGUGGUAAUUGAUGGAGUAGGGAAAACCAAAAAUGAUAUACUUGAAAAGACACUUAAGCCAGUUCUGUCAGCAUCAAACUUCAAAGAGAUGGUUGAAAAAAGUACAGAGGCCAAAAUAUUAUUGGAGAAAUUGGAAUUGUUUAAAAAAGUUGAUAUUCUAAUAGACACAAGUAAAGGAAAAAAAGCAUCGGCCAAUGGAUAUGAAGUGCAAUAUCACGUAGAGGAAAGGAAAUAUCCUAUUUUAAAUGUGAAAAUGGAAUUAGGAGCACAUUCAGCUAAUGAAAGUGAUGUGGUGGUAAGAAUGAAAUAUACCAAUAUGUUUGGUCGUGGUGAAUCAUGUACUCUGGAUUACAGCAGAGUUUUCAAAGAUGAUGGAGGAUAUGGUUUUCAGUUUUCAAAACCCAUCAAUGGGGAUCCUAAUAUAAGAAUUGGUGCUAAUAUAUAUAAAGGCUAUGCAGAAUUUCCAUGGAGUAGUUUUAAAGAAAUCAGUAGAGGAACUGCCUUACAUUUAAUGUUUCCAACUAAAUUAGGUUCACAUUGUUUAAAGUGGGAAGGAGUUUGGAGAGAAAUGAGAGCUCUCAACAGAGACACAUCAUUUGCUGUCAGGGAGCAAGCAGGGCAUACAUUAAAGUCUAGUAUACAGCAUGUAUUAAUGAGAGAUAAAAGAGAUGAUAAGAUAUUACCCACCAAAGGAUAUUUAGUCAAGUUAACACAGGAGUAUGCUGGUCUUGGUGGAAAUGUAGAAUUUGUCAAGAACGAUGUUGAACUUCAGUAUAAUUUACCUUUAGUGUUCGAUUCAAUAAUACAGUUAUCACUAGCUGGUGGAAUUUUAACAAAAAUAGAUCAAAACAGAGACAUCAAAAUUAACGAUAGGUACUUUCUUGGAGGGCCACUGACACUGAGAGGCUUCACAGUAAAUGGUGUUGGUCCACAUUCUGAUGGUAAUGCCUUAAGAGCUGAUGCCUUAGGAGCUGAUGCCUACUGGUUGAGUGGUCUACAUCUAUAUACUCCUUUACCAUUUAGACCAGGAAAAGGAGGGUUUGGAGAAAUGUUUAGAUCUCACUUUUUUGUUACAGCAGGAAACUUGGGGAAUGUAAAUCUAACUGAAACUGCCAAAGAAAAUUUUAAAAAUCUCACAGAAACAUUUCGUUUAUCAUAUGGACUUGGUGUUGUGUUGCGAUUAGGUGGUAUAGCUAGGUUAGAAAUAAAUUAUGUGAUACCAGUGCGAUAUCAACAUGGAGAUAAUGUUGACAAAGGUUUCCAGUAUGGAAUUGGAAUUUCAUUUUUAUAAUGGAUUUAAAAAAAAAGUGCUUAUGAAAUAAGUCUUAUAUAUCAUGUUAAAUCUCAUUUUUAAACAUUUGUUACAUUCA
Molecule: messenger RNA, 1573 nt
Organism: Mytilus californianus (California mussel)
Lineage: Eukaryota; Metazoa; Mollusca; Bivalvia; Mytilida; Mytilidae
Product: sorting and assembly machinery component 50 homolog B-like
Exons: 14
Coding region: 73-1494 (473 amino acids)
Biological process (GO): mitochondrial respiratory chain complex assembly; protein insertion into mitochondrial outer membrane
Cellular component (GO): outer membrane; SAM complex
Source: RefSeq, a predicted model, not a curated record